AUGUCUAAAUUAUGGGGUGGUCGUUUCACAGGAGCAACAGAUCCUUUGAUGGAUGCUUUCAAUGAAUCCAUACAUUUCGACAAACAAAUGCAUAAAGCUGACAUAUUAGGCUCAAAAGCUUAUGCUAAAGCCUUAGAAAAACGUGGAAUAGUUACAUUAGAAGAGCGUGACAGUUUAAUAAGAGGACUUGAACAAGUUCUCGAGGAAUGGGAAUCGGGCAAAUUUGAAAUAAAAUCAGGUGAUGAGGAUAUUCAUACUGCUAAUGAAAGAAGACUAGGUGAAAUUGUGGGAAGUGUUGCAGGUAAAUUGCACACUGGGCGUAGUAGAAAUGAUCAAGUUGCCACAGACUUAAGAAUAUGGACAAGGGAAGAAGCUAAAAAAUUGUUGGGCUAUGUUAAACAAUUAAUCGGUGCUGCCGUUGAAAGAGCCGAAAAAGAAAUUGAUAGAGCUCAACCAAUACGUUGGAGUCAUUGGUUAUUAAGUUAUGCAUGGGGUUGGAAAUCUGAUGCAGAACGUUUGGCACAAAUAAUUGAUCGUUUGAAUGUGCUUCCUUUAGGAAGUGGAGCAUUAGCUGGCAAUCCUUUUAACAUUGACAGAGAAUUUCUUGCCAAAGAAUUAGGAUUUAAUGGCGUAAUUCAAAAUAGUUUGUAUGGUGUGAGCGAUCGUGACUUUGUGGCAGAAUUGUUGUUUUGGGCUUCAAUGACGAUGAUACAUAUCAGUAGAUUUUCUGAAGAUUUGAUAAUUUAUAGUACCGGCGAAUUUGGAUUUGUAACAUUGGCUGAUGCUUAUAGUACCGGAAGUAGUCUUAUGCCACAGAAAAAAAAUCCAGAUAGUUUAGAAUUGUUACGUGGUAAAUCUGGGAGAGUUUCUGGCUUUCUAAUGACAUACAAAGGUAUUCCAAGUACUUAUAACAAAGAUCUUCAAGAAGACAAAGAGCCAUUAUUUGAUUCAGUUCAUACAUUGGCAGGAUCGUUACAAAUUACCACAGGUGUAUUGUCAACUCUUAAAAUUCAUCCUGAUAAAAUGAGACAAAACUUAAGCAUUGAUAUGUUAGCCACUGAUUUGGCUGAAUAUCUUGUUCGCAAAGGAGUACCAUUCCGUGAGACACAUCACAUAGCAGGAGCCGCCGUGCGUUUAGCAGAAGAAAAUACUACAACAAUGGAUAAAUUAGAAUUAAAAGAUUUUAAAAAUUUGCAUCCUUCAUUUGAAAGUGAUGUUCAAGAAAUUUGGGAUUAUGAAAAGAGUAUUGAAAAUAGAUCAAGUUUAGGUGGAACUAGUAAAAAAACUGUUUUAGAACAAAUCGAAAAAUUAAAAAUUUGGUUAAAAGAUUAA
Molecule: messenger RNA, 1332 nt
Organism: Entrophospora candida
Lineage: Eukaryota; Fungi; Glomeromycota; Glomeromycetes; Entrophosporales; Entrophosporaceae
Source: the annotation of a GenBank genome assembly